Molecule: messenger RNA, 1041 nt
Organism: Priapulus caudatus
Lineage: Eukaryota; Metazoa; Priapulida; Priapulimorpha; Priapulimorphida; Priapulidae
Product: DNA-directed RNA polymerase III subunit RPC5-like
Biological process (GO): DNA-templated transcription
Cellular component (GO): RNA polymerase III complex; nucleus
Source: RefSeq, a predicted model, not a curated record
UAUCCAGUGAGACCGGCCACUAUGCCAUACGAUGAAGUAGAGGUUAUUGGAGUGAGGAUGAAGCCAAAACAGCAGAAGGUGGAAUUGGAGCUGGGCAUCAACACACGCAGUGUAAACUAUUCACACAGCAAGGGAGAGCAGAUAGCACUGAAUGUAGAUGGUGCAUCACGAGGGUCUGAAAGUGCCUACUUUGCCAGUGGUAUCAUGGACAAGCAACUCCUGGUCUCCUCCUCUGUCGGCAAUGCUUCGCUGCAGUAUGCAGCUGCUGUCUUCAGAGAUGAUGAGCUCCAUCUAACUCCUGUCCAAGGUGUCAUCCAGCUAAAACCCAACUUUAACUACUUUGAUAAAGCUGACAGUAAAAUGAAAGAGUCAACAGCUGAUGAUGGUGAGUCAUCGCAGGAGGAAGAUGAGGCGAAGCCUGUUAUGGUGAAGUUUGCGAGAGCCGAGUCGGAGGCUGCGAGAGCAAAGCGGAUGCAGUCAUACGAGUAUCUGCAGCAGCAGAAGACAAAAGAGGCAUGGCUGGAUCUCAACUACCACACAAUUAAUGCCGAGCUCAGUGAGAUGGAGAGGGAGCAGCUGUGUUCAAGGAAAACAGAGGUGGAGGCAUCUGAGCUUCAUCUCAACCAGAGACAAUACCUGGCGCUUCUGACCCCUGAACUGGCAAAGGAUGCGAGUGUGAAGCCAGCAUUACCAAAUAAUGUGCUGUCUAUGACUCAGUUAAAGACCAUGCCUAUGGGUGAUCAGAUCAAGGCUCUCCUCCUUAAUGCUAAAGUUAUCCGGUUUACUCAGCUCAUUCAGCUGUUACCACGUGAUACAGACCCCAUGUCAAUAUUACGAUCACUCCAGCAGGUUGCAGUGCUCGUACAGGGGUGUUGGGUGGUAAAGAGUGAAAUACUGUAUCCUAAGGAUACGUUCAGCUCUCACAGUGGCGUGUCUGCAGAGAUUCUGUGCAGAGCCCGAAAUUUUGUGAUGUGGAAAUUUACACAAAAUAGAUCUGUAACGAGACGAGAAAUUACCUCUGUGAUUAAGGUAAGUCAGUAG